Messenger RNA from Pleuronectes platessa (European plaice), 3583 nucleotides. RefSeq names its product protein FAM13A. The coding region runs from base 525 to 2033 and encodes 502 amino acids. NCBI's taxonomy places the organism in Eukaryota, Metazoa, Chordata, Actinopteri, Pleuronectiformes, Pleuronectidae. The record is from RefSeq and is a predicted model, not a curated record. The transcript is spliced from 10 exons.
CACAACUCACUUUUUUAUGAAUGGGAUGACGUCAGCAACAAACCCCUCCCCCACCGCUGCGGGAAAAACCUCACGAUCAGAGAGACACGCAUCAUCUUCCUCUUCCUCUUCAUCAGUGAACGUCAUCAUAAGCUCCAGCUGAGCUCACUCCCUCCGGUCCUGGAUAAUUCCUGACAACACUGGGAUCCUCAUUACAACCACAGGGACCGGCUAGUCACUGGAGUGCAGCGAACUGUUCACGUGUGGAGCGUCACUGACUAGUACCUGGAAGAGCUGGACGACAGGGUGGCAUCAUGGCUCUUAUUAUCGGAUGGUACCAGUCUAAUUCCUGGAUAGGAGCGGACUGACUCAGCCUGUGGGGACAGUCUUCUUCCUGAACAACAUCCUCAUUAAAUGAAUCCGUGCCGGGGCCUGGGAUCUGGCUAACACCUGGCAGAUCCUCACCUCCACGGUGCCCUCGGACCUGGACAUCUGGUGAAGCCUCCCCCAGGGACCAGGGUAAUCUCUGGAUCCGAGUCUCUGGCAUGUUCUGUUUCUGCCUGCAGAGUUCCCUGCUGAAGCUCCAGGGACCGGAGGUGGAGGGGGGGCCCUCGCGGGGUCCGUCCCCAGAGGAGAGCCCCCCUGCCCUGGGCAGCAAGGGGCAGAGGAGCCCCUGUGGCCCCGCGGAGCUCCGAGGGAAGGAGGAGAAGACCCGGGUCCUGUGUCACGGUGUCCCCCCCGAGGACAGCAGACAGACAGAGCAGCUCCCGGUCCUGGGCAGAACCCCCCAGCCCCUGACCCCCGAUGGAGCGCUGCCCCCCGGUCCUCCCCGCUCACCCUACUCCCCCCAGAGGAGCAGCCCCAGAUGUGAGGGGGUUGGAGGAGGUGGGGGAGGAGAAGGUGGGGCUCUGCUCCAGCUGCUGGCGGGGGGGCCCAGCCCCCUCCCCUCCCCAAGAUGCCUGAGCAGCCUGAGGUUCAACUGUGACACGGACACGCCUCCAUCCCCCCCCUGCAGCCAGCAGUACAGACUGUCUCGAGGUCGGGGGGACAGGACGGAGGCUUUGGAGGACGACUGUCCCCCCCCCAUCCCCCUCCUCACCAGACACAUUCAGACGCUGAAGAAGAAAGUUCGCAAAUUUGAGGAUCAGUUUGAGCAGGAGAUGAACUACAAGCCGUCGCACAACGACAAAUAUUCAAACCCAGAGAUGAUCCGAGUGAUGAGCGAGCUCGCCAAGGCCCGGAAACAACUGAAAGAGCUGAGACUCAGGCAGUCGGUGUUUGAGUCCACGGAGCCGGACGGGUCAGAGAACCUCUGCAGGUCCAGCUCCGGGCAGCAGGGGGCGACAGAGCACAAACCAACCCUGGAGGAAACAGUGGAGUCUCUGUUCAGACGUCUGAGAGAGAAGAGACACGAGCUCGGUCUGCCCGACAACAUGAAGGAGAUGACCCAGGCUCAGAUGGUGUUGGAGAAGAUCACGCUGCAGAAAUGUCUUCUGUACUUUGAGAGUCUUCAUGGUCGACCAGGAACCAAUCAGGAGAAGAACCUGGUGAAGCCUCUGUACGACAGAUACCAGAUGAUCAAACGUUCACUGUGUGCCAGCCCCAUCUCCACCAUCGAGGAAGAGGACGGAUCUGAUGAAGACUCCUUGAGUUCAGUGACGGUGGUGGAACGUCCUGUCCUCCGUCCUCUCAGAGCAGCCCGUCCUCCAGCCGGGGAGGAGGACAGCGACAGGGACAGCGACCCGGCCUUCGUGUCCCCGAUAGACGAAGUGAAAGCCGUCCGUCAACAAGCGGCGGUCACCACGUCCAACCUGCACGAAGCCUCCAGGUCUCAGCUGCUUCAGAGUCUGCGGGAGACGAGAGCCGAGAAGAAGACGAGGCGUAAAGCUCUGAGAGUGUUCGAGGACCAGUUCCAGCGUCAGACCGGGAGAAUCUGCCAGAAAGAGGAUCGCAGCCCCAUGAGAGAAGAAUACCAGGAGUACAAACAGCUGAAAGCUAAACUGCGGCUGCUGGAAGUUCUGCUCAGCAAACAGGACGUCACCAAACCCAUGUGACAGAUGACGGGUGUCAAUCAUCACGAUCAGAUCCUCACGUGUUUGACAGCUGAACGUUCGGGGGGGUCUGGAGCUCGGUACGUCUUCCUCCAGGAACCGACUCGGCGCUGCCUCCUUCUAGAGCAGUCGUCUCUGUUGUGUCUGUUCCAGUGAGAACCAGCGUCCUACAGGAUCGGUCCACAUGAAUUAUUAUGAAACUGCCUUUAUUCCAUUCAGUAACUGAAGUUUAUUCUCUGUCUGAUUUUCGCCUUUGAUUUAAAGGACCAAACAUUUUUAUAGAGACUAAAUGAGUUUGUCCGACUGGAAGCACUUUAAGGAGAAUUCUUCAUUAGGAAGGUAGUAGUAGAAGAAGAAGAAGAAGAAGAAGAAGAUGGUCGGGCUGACGCAGUGCUAGCUGUAACAAAGUGAACCACCAGGUAGUGAGCUGGUCAGAGCAGCAGGAGGUCGGUGGAGGGAUCGAGCUCGUGGCCGCUGGGCCGAGCAGAGAAGUAGAAGAAGAACACGGUAGACGGCGGCUGGCACCUUGACGCUGGUGGCCACCUGCCAAUCAACCAAACAAAGAAGAAGGGCAAGAAGAAGAAAGCAUUUUAUUAAGUAGUGAAAGAGAAAUAGAAAUAGAGCAGUAGGUGGCGGUAAUGCACCUUGAGGUUGAACAAAGAAGAAGAAGAAGAACGUCUGUGAAACAUCUGAGAGUCGAGAACACAAAGUUAUUUGAUCUAAAAUCUCAUGAGGUCACGAAGUCUGUUCGACUCGUACUUUGCUCGAUGACAUUUGUAAAUCUACAUCUUCCUAAUAACUUAACUGAGGAAAUUCUUUGAUGUUCAAAGGCUCCAAAUCAAGUGUUAAUCUCAUGGAGAGCUGGGCCCUGAUUUCACUGCUGUGGUUUCAAAGGUAAACGUGACAAACUAAACAACGUCCCAGUUCACAUCUGGAACAGCUGCUGAUGUUCAGGGUCUCAGGGAAAUCUCAACUGGAGAAGUUUGAGGAUGAAGAUGCAAUUUACAAAUUAUUGUCCAUAAACUAUAUGUGAAGAAAAUAUAUCACAGCACUUUAUGUUAAGAAGAGAAUUUAUUUUGUAUUUUGUGUUAGUAUUCAGUUCCUGUUUACAGAUCAUUGUUGUGUUUCACAUUGAUUCCAUCAUUUUGAGAUAUUUGCAUUAACAUUAUCAGAGAAAAGCUGCAGGUAAAUAAUCCUGUGAAGAAUCUCCACUGAAGUUAGAAGAAAAGGGCGAACACCUAAAUUAAAUUACAAAGUCCCCAGUGGAAGAAGAAUGAAAGUGAAAUGAGCUGAACAAACAUUGUGUUGGAUCCAUUUCUCGACCCAACUUCAAUAUAACAUGAACAUUCACCUUCCAAAAGAAAAAGCAUUUAGUUGUAGAGAGAAGUGAUUUCUCCAGAAGCUCUCCUGAUGGCUCCACUGAGGACUGCAGAUGUCUCCAGGUCCAACAUGGACUCCUGCUGUGAGGGUAAAUCCUCUCUGUGUUCUGGAACUCUGGUCUGCUUGAUAUAUUUCUAUACAAAUCACAAUAAAUAUUUUUGCUAAAAACAGGA